Python bivittatus (Burmese python) is the source of this 986-nucleotide messenger RNA. The record is from RefSeq and is a predicted model, not a curated record. NCBI's taxonomy places the organism in Eukaryota, Metazoa, Chordata, Lepidosauria, Squamata, Pythonidae.
UCUUCUCGAGGACCCAGUCCAUUAACAAUGGGUGCACAAGACACUCUCCCUGUAGCUGCAGCUUUCACCGAAACUGUUAAUGCCUACUUCAAAGGAGCUGAUCCUAACAAAUGCAUAGUAAAGAUUACUGGAGAAAUGGUGCUGUCAUUUCCUGCGGGAAUUACUAGACAUUUUGCCAAUAAUCCCGCUCCUGCUGUUCUAACAUUUCGUGUGACAAAUUACAACAGAUUGGAACAUGUUUUGCCAAAUCCUCAACUUCUUUGCUGUGACAGCACCCAAGCCGAUGCCAACACAAAGGAGUUCUGGGUAAACAUGCCAAAUUUGAUGGCUCACUUGAAGAAAGUGUCUGAACAGAAACCACAAGCAACAUACUAUAAUGUGGAUAUGCUUAAAUACCAGGUAUCAGCCCAGGGUAUUCAAUCUACUCCACUGAAUCUUGCAGUGAACUGGCGGUGUGAACCUACGAGCACAGACUUACGCAUUGACUACAAAUAUAAUAUAGAGGCAAUGACUACACCAGUAGCUUUAAACAACGUGCAGUUCCUUGUUCCCAUUGAUGGUGGAGUGACAAAACUACAAGCUGUGCUUCCACCUGCUAUUUGGAAUGCUGAACAACAAAGGAUAUUGUGGAGAAUUCCUGAUAUUUCACAAAAAUCUGAAAAUGGAGGGGUGGGUUCCUUGCUUGCACGGUUCCAAUUAUCUGAUGGACCAAGUAAACCUUCACCCCUGGUUGUGCAGUUCACCAGCGAAGGGAGCACUCUGUCCAGCUGCGAUAUUGAACUUGUUGGAGCUGGGUAUCGUUUUUCACUUAUUAAAAAGAGAUUUGCAGCAGGAAAAUACCUGGCAGAUAACUAACCGAAGUAUAUGCAAGUAUGUUCAAAAUCCAUAUAGCUGAGGACAGCCAUGGUUGGAUGGCUUUUAUAUGCUGCUGAGGGGAAACUAAUUGAAUCCUGUAUUCAGGACAUUUCUGUUGGAAGCAUCAGCAA